AUGGCUUUCAACUUUUCAAUUCCUAUAAAGACAUAUUCAAAGUAUGAUGGUACGAUUAUUGCUCCUUAUGGAUUUAAUAGUCUCUCCCCGCAAUUUGAUAACAAGAAAUGGCAACACUUUAAUCAUAAUUAUCAAAUCACCUUUUUAAUUGAAAUUGUUCAAGAAAAGUUAAUAUCUAUUAGAACAGUGAUGGGCAGUACAACGUUGUUAGAUGAUAUUCUCACUACCGUAGAUGGUUUGAAUGAAGGUAUUCGAUGCUCAUCUCGUUGUCCAUCUUUAUCUUUCAAAUAUUUAAAACAAGAAAAUAGAGUACAAGUGUUAAAAAGAUUUCAAUUAGAAUUUAAUAAUAGCACAGAGUUUUCAUCCGUAAAGAAAACAUUACAAGCAAUAAGACUUAAUAUUAAAGAAUUUCCUCCAGUACAUACACAACAAACCAUGAAAAAAAAUUGUAGUAGCAAUAACAAUAUUAUCAAUUACAGUCAAUAUCAAAUAGAGAAUUCAUUAACGGGCCAAAUAAGCAAACCUUUCAAUUCUAUUUGUGACAAUGAAAACAUCACUAAUGAAUUUAACAAAUAUCAUGAACCACCAUUAAUUAAUAGUCAGGUCGAAAGCUCCACAUGUCUUAAAAACAAUACUGGUGGGAUAAAAGAUAAGGGCUUCAAGAAUACUCCCAUUAGUAUUCACAAUAAACUUCCAUCAAUUGACUUCCUUAUUCAACACACAAUAGGAACAGAAGAAGAAAAGAAUACGGAUCACCAACGACAAACAAAUAUAGAAAAUAUAAUAGAUCCAAGAGCCAAAUUAAAUAGUGGUGUUUUACCCCAGAAAAUAUCUUGUUAUCCCCCAAGAGGAACCGGAAUCGACUAUGAGACCACUUUGAAUUCUCAAUUAAGCGACAAUUCAUUAGUUCACGACAAUAAUAUAUAUGGAAUUCAAGAAUGUAAACCAGCCAUAAAUCAUAAUAUGCCUUUCAUUAAUAAAAAAUUGAAUGACGUAAGAAUGGUACCAAUUAAAGGCAUACAGAAUACUUCUCCAAAGAAUGUCGACUCACCUAACACACUUUCAGCAAAAUUUCCAACUUUGAAUUCAUUACCGGUUCUUGAAGUAAACAAAGUUGGAAGUUCGCAUGAAAGAUCGGACGAUGCGAAGACUAAAAGUUUACAAGAGAACAAAGUUCCCGAAUGUGACUCUGUAAUUGAGACACUAAAGCCGGAAAUCAAGAAUGCGAAACAUUCUUUAAAGAAACCGGGAAAGAUAAGAAUCAAAAUAACUAAAAAAAUAAUAAAAGAAAAACUGAAUAACAAAAAAUUUAUGAAAUGGGUAUGUAUUAAAAUCUAA
Maudiozyma saulgeensis is the source of this 1338-nucleotide messenger RNA. Lineage: Eukaryota; Fungi; Ascomycota; Saccharomycetes; Saccharomycetales; Saccharomycetaceae. The record is from the annotation of a GenBank genome assembly.